Molecule: messenger RNA, 608 nt
Organism: Telopea speciosissima
Lineage: Eukaryota; Viridiplantae; Streptophyta; Magnoliopsida; Proteales; Proteaceae
Product: zinc finger A20 and AN1 domain-containing stress-associated protein 4-like
Exons: 1
Coding region: 24-575 (183 amino acids)
Molecular function (GO): DNA binding; zinc ion binding
Source: RefSeq, a predicted model, not a curated record
AAAUAUUCUCUGAGAAAGAGAGUAUGGCGGAAGAGCACAAACUUAAAGCUCCAGAAGGACACCGUCUCUGCGCCAACAAUUGCGAGUUCAUCGGCAGCCCAGCGACCUUAAAUCUUUGUUCCAAAUGCUACGGAGAUCUCUGCCUCAAGGAGAAACAGGCCUCCUCCGCCAAGUUCACCGUUGAGAAAUCCCUCGCCGCCGCUUCCUCACCCUACUCCUCGUCUUCUUUGCCGUCAUCGUCGACAGCUCGUCUUUCCCCUCUCCCUCUAACCUUACCGACGGCGGAAACCGUCGAUGACCGACGGGCUCCAUUGACCAUCUCGUCUGCCACCGCCGUUGCGUCACCAUCGGAGUUGCUGCCACCACCGAUGGCGGUGUCGCAGCCGAAUCGAUGCUCGACGUGCCGGAAACGUGUUGGGUUGACUGGGUUCAAGUGCAGGUGUGGGACCAUCUUCUGCGGGAUGCAUCGGUACCCGGAGCAGCAUAGUUGCACCUUCGAUUUCAAGGGGAUGGGGAGGGAGGCCAUAGCUAAGGCCAACCCUGUCGUCAAGGCGAAGAAGCUCGAGAAGAUCUGACGCUGUUUCUGAUAUGAACAUAAUGUGUAAAAA